UAUAAUCACUCUGCGCGCUUCUAUCAUCAUUUUUUGUCGCGAUGACCGGCAAAAUGGAUGAUAUAAUAUUCCGCUUACCAGAUCCUGUUUUAGAACUGAUAUUUUCAUUUUUAAAUCUUCCAUCAUUAAGAAAUUGUUCUUUGGUGUGUAAAAAUUGGUGUAGAAUACUUUGUGAUGAAAAUAAUGACGUUUGGCGAUUGCAUUGUAUCCGUGAAUUGGGUCAGGAAGUACUUAGUUCGGGUUUACUGUCAUCUGUACCAACAUAUAAAUCAAAAUUACGAGCCUUUCGUCAUGCCUGGAAUCCAAAUGAUUGCUCAAGGAAUAUUUUCAUCAAAUCAAAUGGUUUUACAUUGCACAGAAAUCCCGUUGCACAAAGUACGGAUGCAGGAAGAGGUAAAAUAGGUUUUCGGCAUGGAAGACACGCAUGGGAAGUAAUAUGGGAAGGUCCUCUGGGAACAGUUGCAGUUAUAGGAAUUGCAACCAAAGAGGCUUCACUUUUGUGCCACGGUUAUGUUUCUCUUCUUGGCUCUGAUGAGCAUUCAUGGGGUUGGAAUAUCGUCGACAAUCAUCUCUUACACAAUGGAGAUGCAUUAGGAAAUUACCCUUCACUCAAUAAUGCUCCUAAAUAUCAGAUUGGAGAAAGAAUUAGAGUAAUUUUAGAUUGCGAGGAUAAUACACUUUCCUUUGAGAGAAAUUAUGAAUUUUUAGGCGUAGCGUUUAGAGGACUUCCGGACAAGAAAUUAUAUCCGUCGAUCUCGGCCGUUUAUGGAAAUACAGAAGUUUCAAUGGUAUAUUUAGGUCCCCCUUUAGAUGGGUAACAUUUUCAAUUUGUUUAAUUCCAAUUUUUCUUUUCUUUUUUUUAAUUUAAAGUAAUUUUCCUUUCUUUUUAACUACAAAAAUGACAAGAUUCCAAAGAGUCACUUAAAAUAAAUCCACAAGUGAUUGACUUUGUAAAUAGACUGAGAAAAAUUUAGAUAAUUAUUUUUCUUUUUUUUAUAUAUUUAUAUAUAUAUGAAAAAACUUGAAGAGAAUUUAUUAUUAUUUCUCUUUUAUUGCCUGCAAUUGCACUGGCAGAACUAGUCAUUUAAAAGUAAUCUGCUAAAUUGCAAUUUGCAUUCAAUAUAAAUAUUCCAAUUAAAAUUUUUGAUAUUUAUUUAGUAUCAAAUACAUUCCAAAAAUAGGGUAUUAUUAUUCGUGAAUUUUACGUCAAUAUUACGAAAUAAUAAUUUAAUGAAAGUUAAAGAUAAUAAAUAAUUAAAAGAUAGAGUAAGAAAAUUAAUUCUUACUCUGAAUAUUAUGACGAAGUUGAAGUCCACAACGUUUG
Molecule: messenger RNA, 1324 nt
Organism: Leptopilina heterotoma
Lineage: Eukaryota; Metazoa; Arthropoda; Insecta; Hymenoptera; Figitidae
Gene: Fsn
Product: F-box/SPRY domain-containing protein 1
Exons: 4
Coding region: 42-818 (258 amino acids)
Biological process (GO): proteasome-mediated ubiquitin-dependent protein catabolic process; synapse assembly involved in innervation
Cellular component (GO): SCF ubiquitin ligase complex; synapse
Molecular function (GO): protein binding
Source: RefSeq, a predicted model, not a curated record